AUGCAGGUGGAGGCCCAUAAAAAAGGCGGAGAUGACACGGCAGCCAACAAUUUCAUGUUCCUCUGUUCUGACACCACCGUUCAUGUGGGGACGGGCACAACCUGGGGCCACUACGGGAAAUGGAGCGGGCGCUGCCCCCACGGGAUCUGCGGGAUGAAGGCCAAAGUGGAACCUCCACAAGGAACCGGAGAUGACACGGCCCUAAAUGACGCCCAGUUUAUAUGUUGCAAGGAUUAG
Messenger RNA from Staurois parvus, 237 nucleotides. NCBI's taxonomy places the organism in Eukaryota, Metazoa, Chordata, Amphibia, Anura, Ranidae. The record is from the annotation of a GenBank genome assembly.